GCCAGUACAAAGAACGAGGUCCAGAGUUUCUAGCAGCAGGGCAGAGAACAGUCUCAAGACUAAAAGGACUAAGGAAAUAAGAAAAAAAUAUUCUGAAUCCCAAGACAAACACUUCUUUGUGACAAAAUGCCAUCCAGGAAAAAAAUGUUGAUGUUUGCAGCUGCCUUUUUUACUAGUAUUUGGUCUUUUGUGAUAGUCUGCCUCAUUCUUGCAACCAAAAACUGGGCAUCAAGUGAGGUUACCUUUACCCAAGCAAAUUCAAGCACUGUUACCGUAACCAUCGCAUAUGGAAUUUUCGAAGGUGUGUGUUCACAGAUUAUAACUGGUGGAGUUCAGAUGCCAGAAACAACUUUCCAAGUUUUAGAUAAAUUGGAUAACAUGGAAACAAAAAGUAUAAACGUUGUGAUCAUCUUGCUCCUGAUUCUCAGUUUGUUCAGCUCUCUUCUGAGUUCUGGAUUUACGUGUAGUAACACUGUAUGUAAUCCCUAUCAGACUUUUUUGGGGCCUAUUGGAAUCUACACCUGGAAUUCCCUAAAUGGCAUCUUCAUUCUUCUAGCCAUGAUAUUAUUUGCAGCGAAUAUAGAGGCAAACAAGCUGUCAGUAAAGUUGGCUUCAAAAUGUACAUUUUCUACAAAUCAAUAUGAAAAGUCCACCAGUAAUUAUGGCUACUCAUACUGGAUCAUGCUGCUUAUCCUUCUUUUGAAUGUUGCCACUGUCAUCAUUAUAUUUUUCUAUCACCGUGCAAGAUACUCGGAGAAGAAAGAACAGGAAAGACCCAUAGAAAAUGCACCAAAAGAUGGUAUUUUGUUUUAAGGAUGCCAACUCUUUUAAGUUAAAUAUGAUGUGGAAGAUAAUUUAAUUUGGACAGUGAGAACUGAUCAUUUAAACACUAAAAUUGCACUAUUCUUUGGUUCAUUGUACUGAACAACUGAUGUCUUCAAUACUCAUUGAUUGAAGGCAGUAAGUUAAUGUAGCAAAAUAGUGAUCCCAAGGUACUUCAGUCGUCUUUGGAUCCUUUAAGGAUGAACUUUGUAUAGCUCUCUUCUGCUCCCUCAAAGCAGUCCCUUACAGAGAAGUGGUCAGCAAAACAGUAACAAACACAGGGACUCAGUUUUAGGGCAGGGGCUUCCAGGAAACGUUAUUCCAAGUCUAUACCAUCUUGCAUCCAAAUAAAUCCUACUGCAACACUCUGCACACCCUCCACAACCUUCCCAGAAGCUCUUCUGACUUAACAAUGGGGAAUGAAUUUGCCCUUAUCUAGCACAAGUAUCAGAGAGGCAUAAAAAAGACAAAAGGUAGGGCAGGUGGCUCCUUAGAAACUCACUGGUUCAGAGAGGCAAAAGGUUUUGUAGGCAACAGCCUACCUGGUCAGAUGCUAUGAAUGGAUGUGGAGAAAGGAGACAUAAAGAUAUUAAAAUGCUAUUUCUACAUUUUGACCACAGGCUUAGUUAGAAACAACUGUUUCUAUUGUUCCUGGGCCAUUGUUUUGGACGACAGUAAUUCUUAAUCUGAAAGCUCAAAUAGUCAAGAAAACCUAAGAUUUCCUGUGAUACAGAAGAAAAGGUUCUGGGGCCUCAGUGCUUUGUUCUCCACUGUAGUCAUUGCUAUUUUCCCUUCUUGUCUUGUAUUUCAUUUACUCUCCUCUUCAUAAAGUAAUCGCUUUCACACUGCUGCUCAUUGCCUAAAAGUUGUUUUUGAUAACUUUAUUCUGGACUAUGGGCUCACUUCUUGUUUACUAUUCACUGCAUGAACCUAGUUACUAUGCAAGAUGUUGCCAGUUUCAUAUAAAUCCACCCACAGCAUAGGGUCAGACAGGCCCAUUCUGCUGUAGCUGCUAUCUCGUAUCUAGAAUGACUUCAUACACAUUUUUAGUUUGCACAAUGACAAUAUGCUAAAGGGAUGUAAUGCAAUUAUAAACAAGAAGGGAGAUGACAUGCAAAUAUAAAUGAGAAGGCAAAUUUCUGCUCACAAACAGAAGUGCAGCUCCCUGUUGUAACUAAUAGCACUUUGCAGGAACUGUUCCAAAUUACAACGAUCUCCCAGACCAAACAGAAGUUCACUGUUGAAUCCAGGAGGGAGAGGAAUCUAGCUACUGGUUUCAGCCUGCUGCUGGUUUCCCCUAGCAAUGACCCCUCCUCCGUCCUAGCCCUUGCUGUUUUUCAGAAUGGGAGGGGGGAAAGGGAACAAAGGAAACUGGUUUUUGGUGUUCCACAGCUGGCUCCAAUUCACCCACCCCCAACCUCCAGCUGGGGCUGAAAAAACCCCAGACCAAACUCCCUUCACUCUCUUUCCCCCCUCCUAUUCUGAAACCAGUGACAGGCUAGGAAGCAGCUUAGACAGAAGUUACAAAAGAGGCUCUGUUUUGAAAUGUCUUCAGGGUUCAGAUUUUUGUGGGAUAGAGCCCUUUUAAAGCACUUUGCAGACAUGCAUUUUUGUUUGGUCACAGUUGUAGAGUUUUCAGGGGCCAGAUCAAGAGAAAACUGUCACUUCUGUCUCAUGUGUGUCAACUAUUCAUUUCUUGGUCAUGUGAUGAAAAAGUAUGAGAAUCCCUAUUUUAGACUAUUAAUAGGCUUGAUUACUGCAAUUAGCAGAAGUAGAAAGUGCACUUAGCACAGGUGUGGCUUUCCUGCUCCUUGAAAGUUAAAUCACCUUUUCACCAAGGGGGAUAUAUGCAAUACUGUGGAUUCAAAGCUCUCAUUCAUUAUUUGGAACUAAAUAAAAAUACAAUACUUUAAACUUAAA
Messenger RNA from Alligator sinensis (Chinese alligator), 2742 nucleotides. It is a transcript of the gene CLRN3, whose product is annotated as clarin 3. Lineage: Eukaryota; Metazoa; Chordata; Crocodylia; Alligatoridae. The record is from RefSeq and is a predicted model, not a curated record. The transcript has 3 exons. The coding region runs from base 127 to 813 and encodes 228 amino acids.